GACGGUGGGAAUCAAAUCUCUCUCUCCAGAAUUCACCUUUCCAUUCCCACCAAUUUCUCACCAAAGCCCCCUAAAUUUCUGUUUGCACCCAAAUCCGUAGCCAAAAAUCCCGACUUUCACACCCCAAUAUCUCCAGAGCCGGCGACUCUGGUGCGCGGUUGCGCUCGAUCUCUCGCCGAAAAUCGGAAGCCGAUCUCUGAUCGCGGCUGUUUGAGAAAUCGUUAGGUAACAAGAAAGUCGCAUGAGCUGGUUGGGAAAGCUGGGUUUUACAAAGAGGACAUUGAAUUCCAAUUCGAAUCACUUCUUUACGUGUCUUUUGAUCUUCAUUCUCCAUUACUCCCCUCAAUUGCCUCUUACCCUUCUUAAAUUCGAGAGGAAGGCCCUCGAUCCCUUAUUAUUAUUACUACCCAAUUUUAAUUUUAAUUUAAAUCCCAAUUUAAAUUAUAAUUUUAAUUCCAAUACGAAUUUGGAUUUGAAUCACCAUGGCGUCUGGAAGCAAGAGUAAUCCCCAAUUGCGCAGAGCUCUUUGCUCAAAUGGUGAGAAGAGGCAGCCAUCGAGUGCGACGGCGCCGUCCCCAUCUGUAAUAGUGAUAGGUGGCGGUAUGGCGGGCAUUUCAGCUGCUCGGGCUCUUCAUGAUGCAUCAAUUCAGGUUGUGCUGUUGGAGUCUCGAGACAGGGUGGGUGGUCGAGUUUGCACCGAUUACUCGUUUGGUUUCCCUAUUGACUUGGGUGCAUCAUGGUUGCAUGGAGUAUGCAAAGAGAAUCCAUUGGCACCAUUAAUUGGGAGGCUGGGGUUACCCUUAUACCGUACGAGUGAGGAUAACUCUGUCUUAUAUGACCAUGACUUGGAAAGCUAUGCACUCUUUGAUAUGGAUGGGAAUCAAGUUCCUCAAGAUUUGGUAACGAAAGUUGGUGAAGCAUUUGAGAAAAUUUUGAAAGAGACAGACACGGUAAGACAGGAAUUUAGUGAGGACAUGUCCAUCACCCGUGCUUUCUCAAUUGUUUUUGAAAGGAAACCGGAAUUAAGGUUGGAGGGAGUUGCGCAUAAGGUACUGCAGUGGUAUUUGUGCAGGAUGGAAGGAUGGUUUGCAGCUGAUGCUGAUACAAUUUCACUUAAAUGCUGGGAUCAGGAAGAACUGCUCCCUGGUGGCCAUGGUCUCAUGGUCAGGGGUUACCUCCCUGUUAUUAACACCCUAGCCAAAGGUCUUGACAUACGCUUGAGCCACAGGGUCACAAAAAUAACAAGGCGAUAUAAUGGGGUGAAGGUAACAGUAGAGGAUGGGAGAACAUUUGUUGCAGAUGCUGCUGUUGUUGCUGUUCCUCUUGGUGUGCUUAAAGCAAAGAGCAUAACGUUUGAGCCGAAGCUACCUGAUUGGAAGGAAGCAGCCAUUGAAGACCUCGGAGUGGGAAUAGAGAAUAAAAUUGUAUUGCACUUCGAAAAGGUGUUUUGGCCAAACGUGGAGUUUUUAGGAGUGGUUGCUGACACGUCUUAUUGCUGCAGCUACUUUCUAAAUCUUCACAAGGCAACUGGUCACUCUGUGCUUGUUUAUAUGCCUGCAGGGCAGCUGGCUAAAGACAUAGAGAAAAUGUCUGAUGAAGAGGCUGCUAAUUUUGCUUUUACGCAACUCAAGAAGAUCCUUCCUGAUGCUUCUACUCCGAUUCAGUAUCUUGUUUCUCAUUGGGGCAGUGAUGUUAACACACUCGGGUCCUAUAGCUACGACAUAGUUGGAAAACCACAUGAUCUGUACGAGAAGCUAAGGGUCCCAGUAGAUACCCUAUUUUUUGCUGGGGAGGCAACAAGUGUUGACUUCCCAGGCUCAGUGCAUGGUGCAUUCGCAACUGGAGUAAUGGCUGCUGAAGACUGCAGAAUGCGCGUUCUUGAGCGUUAUGGGGAGUUGGAUUUAUUCGAGCCAGUCAUGGGUGAGGAGGCCAUAUCCAUUCCGCUUCUGAUCUCCCGCCUGUAACUUCCCGGCCACCAUCCUCCGGAAGUAUUUUAGAUAUGUUCACUUCAUAUGGGCUCACACACAUUUGCCAUUUCGAUUGGCUGUCUGGGAAAGGUCGUGGAAAAUUACCGUUUUCCCUGUGGAUCAAGCACUGGUGUUUGUGUUCGUAGCUCUCAUCUGAGUGGCAUGUCUGUAUUUGCACAAUCAUUGGGGAUCCCUGAAUUGUUGUUCAAUCUAUCCUAAACAAAUAUAGCUAAUGGAAUAAUAAAUAAAUUGUGAUACAAUGUA
Pyrus x bretschneideri (Chinese white pear) is the source of this 2231-nucleotide messenger RNA. Its product is annotated as polyamine oxidase 2. Lineage: Eukaryota; Viridiplantae; Streptophyta; Magnoliopsida; Rosales; Rosaceae. Gene Ontology annotation, biological process: polyamine catabolic process. The coding region runs from base 483 to 1964 and encodes 493 amino acids. The transcript has 10 exons. Gene Ontology annotation, cellular component: peroxisome. The record is from RefSeq and is a predicted model, not a curated record. Gene Ontology annotation, molecular function: polyamine oxidase activity.